Emericellopsis cladophorae is the source of this 1575-nucleotide messenger RNA. RefSeq names its product MFS transporter. The transcript is spliced from 2 exons. Gene Ontology annotation, molecular function: transmembrane transporter activity. The coding region runs from base 1 to 1575 and encodes 524 amino acids. Gene Ontology annotation, biological process: transmembrane transport. Gene Ontology annotation, cellular component: membrane. The record is from RefSeq and is a predicted model, not a curated record. NCBI's taxonomy places the organism in Eukaryota, Fungi, Ascomycota, Sordariomycetes, Hypocreales, Bionectriaceae.
AUGGCGUCCGAUAAACCAGAUAUCGUCGAGGUGGACAACCGCUCCCUCGAGCGGGACGCUGCCGACCACGAAAAGGCCACAGCAAUCCACACGAUUGACAACAUCCGAGUCCUCGGCCUGAGCGACGAAGAUGCAGACUUCUACAACAGCCACACGGAGAAACAGCGCAAGUCGAUCACUCGAAAGGUCGACAUCCGCCUGGUGCCCAUGCUGGCAAUCCUGUACCUCAUUUCACACCUUGACCGUGCCAACAUUGGAAACGCCAAGAUUGAGGGCCUAGCCACCGACCUCAAGCUCGACGAUAUCCAGUACAACAUUGUCCUGUCACUGUUCUUCAUCCCGUACAUCCUGCUCGAGAUCCCCUCCAACAUCCUCCUCAAAAGAUUCAAGCGCCCGAGCGUCUAUCUCGGCAUCCUCGUCACGAUGUGGGGUAUCAUCAUGACCCUGCACGGCGUGGUACAGAACUUUGGUGGUCUCUUGGCUGUUCGCAUGCUGCUCGGUGUCUUCGAGGCCGGGUUCUACCCGGGUGCCGUGUAUCUCUGCACCUUCUGGUACAUGCCCCGGCAGCUGGCGACUCGCAUCGCGUACUUUUACUGCACGUCUGCGCUGUCCGGUGCCUUCUCCGGUCUGCUUGCCGCCGGCAUUGCCCAGAUGGACGGCGUCGGUGGCUACGAGGGCUGGCGGUGGAUUUUUAUCCUCGAGGGCAUCGUGACCGUUGUGCUCGGCGUCAGCUGCUUCUUCUUCCUCAUCGACUCGCCCACGCUCUCCUCUCGCUGGCUCCGCCCUGAGGAGAUCCGCUUCCUCGAGCUGCAGCACUUUAUCAAGCAAGGUGGCCGGUUUGCCGACGAGCACGACGACAAGAAGUUCAACUGGCACGAUCUCAAGAUGGUCGUGACCAACUGGCGCCUGUACAUGCAGGCGUACAUCCUCAUGUGCAUCUCGGCGUGCUCGUACGGCACCAAGUUCACGCUGCCGUCCAUUGUCAAGGGAAUGGGCUUCACCAACACAAACGCCCAGCUCAUGACCGCCCCUGCGUACGUUGCCGGUGCCGCAUCCUCCAUCUUCUUUGCGCGUCUGUCCGACCACUUCCACUGGCGCAUGCCCUUUGUCGUCAUGCCUCUCGGCCUGAUCACUAUUGGCUAUGCGGUCAUCAUGUCCUUCCAGGGGGAUCUGGCGGGGAGCCACAUCGGGCCGGGAUAUUUCGCCCUCGUCCUCUCGUGCAUGGGAAUUUACCCAGUGCAGCCAGCCGGUUCGUCAUGGGCGGCCAACAACCUCGCCCCGUCCUCGCGUCGUGCCAUUGGCGUGGCCUUCAACAUCUGCGUGGGCAACAUUGGUGGCAUCAUCGGCAGCUACAUGUACCUUGACCGCGAGGCGCCCACCUACGAGACCGGCUUUGGUCUCUCGUUGGCCUUUGGUGCCAGUGGCAUGCUGGUCGCGGUCCUGCUCGAGCUGAGCUACAAAUGGGGCAACGCGAAACGGGCCAAGCUCAGCGAGAGUGAGAUUCGGGAGCAGUACAGCGAUCGGGAUCUGAUGAAGAUGGGCGACAAGAGCCCUCUUUUCAAAUACACCUUGUAG